CUCCACUGUUGUGAGACCUACGCCUGCAAGCCUUCCCCACUCUUUCCUCUGUCACCCUCAUCGUCGGAGACUAAUCCUCUGUUUUGGCAUUGCUGGGAACCUAGUUCAGGUGGCCGCUGGUAAACAGGGAUAAUGGGUAUCAUUGAGAAGAUCAAAGAAAUCGAGGCCGAGAUGGCUCGGACCCAGAAAAAUAAAGCCACAGAGUAUCAUCUGGGGCAACUCAAGGCAAAGAUAGCCAAACUAAGGACACAAUUAUUGGAGCCUCCAAAGGGUUCCAGUGGAGGUGGAGAGGGAUUUGAAGUUACAAAGUAUGGCCAUGGGCGAGUUGCACUCAUAGGAUUUCCAAGUGUGGGGAAGUCAACUCUUUUGACAAUGUUAACGGGCACACAUUCAGAAUCUGCAUCCUAUGAAUUCACAACGCUGACCUGUAUUCCUGGAAUCAUAAACUACAAUGAUACUAAAAUUCAGCUGCUUGAUCUUCCCGGAAUUAUUGAAGGUGCUUCUGAAGGCAAGGGGCGUGGGAGGCAGGUUAUUGCUGUUGCCAAAUCUUCUGACAUAGUACUGAUGGUUCUUGAUGCCUCUAAAAGUGAGGGUCAUAGACAAAUAUUGACAAGGGAGCUGGAAGCUGUUGGCUUACGAUUAAACAAGAGACCUCCCCAGAUAUAUUUUAAAAAGAAAAAGACUGGGGGCAUUUCAUUCAACAGCACUACACCUUUGACUCAUGUGGAUGAGAAGCUGUGUUAUCAGAUUCUGCAUGAAUAUAAAAUUCACAAUGCAGAGGUUCUUUUCCGUGAGGAUGCUACUGUGGAUGACCUCAUAGAUGUUAUUGAAGGGAACCGUAAAUAUAUGAAGUGUAUAUAUGUCUACAACAAGAUUGAUGUUAUUGGUAUUGAUGAUGUGGACAGACUAGCCCGCCAGCCUAAUUCUGUUGUCAUUAGUUGCAAUCUGAAGCUGAACUUUGAUAGACUGCUUUCAAGGAUGUGGGAGGAAAUGGGUCUGGUUAGAGUUUACACAAAGCCACAAGGCCAGCAGCCUGAUUUCUCUGAUCCUGUGGUCCUUUCUGCAGAUAGAGGUGGCUGCACUGUAGAGGAUUUCUGCAACCACAUACACAGAAGUUUAAUCAAGGACGUCAAGUAUGUUUUAGUAUGGGGUGCAAGUGCGAGGCACUAUCCUCAACAUUGUGGCCUUGGUCAUCUUCUUCAAGAUGAGGAUGUGGUUCAAAUUGUUAAGAAAAAGGAAAAAGAGGAGGGAGGAAGGGGCCGAUUCAAAUCACAUUCUACAGCGCCUGCUCGGAUAUCUGACAGAGAGAAGAAGGCCCCCCUGAAGACAUAAUUGCAACGCUACGCUGUACUACAUUGUCAGUGAGAUGGGUGGGAGGGAGGACCACAGGUUGAUAUUCAAAAUCAGAAACUUCUAAGGUCAUUGAAUUCUGAAGGUUCCUAUUAUGAAGAGCAUUGUAUCCUCCUGGGCGCAUGCUAAGGGAAGCACAUAGGCUUUUGCCACCCAUGCAUUUGUUGUAUUUUUGUUUGGUUUUCUGUUGUUAUUUUUGCUUAUCUGGUGAUUGUUAUGACUUAAAUCUAUGAAGUGGGCAUCUGACCUGAAAGGAUAAUAAAGAUAGAGGGAAGAAAUCGGGACUCGUUCAUUGAUUAGCCACUUUGACACAAUUCUGGGUUUGAUCUAUUUUUCAAGUUUCAAACCAUUCAGAGCAAA
This is a messenger RNA of Neltuma alba, 1710 nucleotides long. RefSeq names its product developmentally-regulated G-protein 2. The transcript has 12 exons. Bases 133 to 1332 code for a protein of 399 amino acids. The record is from RefSeq and is a predicted model, not a curated record. Gene Ontology annotation, molecular function: GTP binding; GTPase activity. NCBI's taxonomy places the organism in Eukaryota, Viridiplantae, Streptophyta, Magnoliopsida, Fabales, Fabaceae.